Messenger RNA from Odontomachus brunneus, 2198 nucleotides. RefSeq names its product cytochrome P450 4C1-like. The record is from RefSeq and is a predicted model, not a curated record. Bases 1146 to 1640 code for a protein of 164 amino acids. Lineage: Eukaryota; Metazoa; Arthropoda; Insecta; Hymenoptera; Formicidae. Gene Ontology annotation, molecular function: iron ion binding; oxidoreductase activity, acting on paired donors, with incorporation or reduction of molecular oxygen; monooxygenase activity. The transcript is spliced from 5 exons.
UUUGAUCUUAAUAUGUGUUGGUAUAAUCUAUUUAAUCCCGAAUAAUCGUAAAAGCUUACGAUUCAUUCAAGCGGCAAAUGCACUACUAGGUCCAAAAACGAAACCAAUUAUUGGGAAUGCCCACUAUUUCCUGCAGAAAAAUUUUGACGGUAAUAUUGUCGUUUAUAUAUUUGUCAACAUUAUUAAUGGAUAAUAAAAAUUUGGAAAGAUAAAAGUAAAAUUUAAUAAAAUUAUAGUAGGGUUUAAAUUGACAAUCAAAUUAUUAGGCAAAUUCAAUUUCCUGUCAAAUCAUUAAAGUAUGAUCUUUUAGAAAAAAGUAAUUAAAGAUUUCGCAAAAAAGUAAACCAAUAUUAUUUCAGAAUAAAAUAUUUUGACGUUUAUUCGUUGAAAAAUAUAAUAUCAUUAAAUGUAGACAAUUGCUUAACAGUAAUAUGUUUCUGAAGUAUAAAAAAUUUCAGAACUGUUGGAUAGUUUAUGUUUGCUGAUCGAUACUUACCCGUCUCCAUUUCGAUUUUGGUUGGGCAGUAAAUUAAUUAUAUAUAUAACCGAACCGGACCAAAUAAAAGUAAGAAUGCAAUGCUUGUAUUACUUAUUUGUUAAUUUAUUUAUAUAUAAAGAGAAAAAAGCAGUUGAUUCGAAAAAAUCGGCGAUCACCCGCUUUCAAAAAAAUAUAAUCUUUUUUGGAAAAAUUAUGCGUUAGUGCAAGAAUAAGUUACGUUGAUAUUACUAAUCAAAUCGCCAUCAUUGAGUCAAUAGAUAACUCGUUGCAGCAACGAUAUAAUUUACUUAGUUUACUAAAUGUUUGCUUGAAUGAAUUUUGUUCGUUCAAGCAAGGACUUAUUAAAUACAACCACUUCUUUUUCUAAGUGUAUGAAUGAGUUACAAAUAAUCAUACAUUAGUGUAGUUUUCUAUUUUGGUAACAAAUUAUUUUUUAUAGCAAAUUAUCAUCAUUUUUAGCAACAAACUUUCAACCUUCUUUAAUUAUACAUUAUAUAAAGAAAUCGCUUUCUUUAUAUGAAUAUCAUAAUGAUAAUAAUGAAACGAACGUAUUAUUGAAUCAGUUUUAUAUUGCAGACUAUUCUUCAAAAUCCUAGCUGCUUGAAUAAAAGCACAACAUACAAAGUUUUCAAAGCGGGUAUAGGAAAUGGGCUUGUUACUGCUCCUGAACAUAUAUGGAUCAGAAAAUCGAAAAAUGUUAGCGCCAAGCUUUAAUACGAAUAUAUUACGAACAUUCUGCGACAUAUUUAUGAAUCGAUCUUUGAUAUUUACGGAGGAAUUAGAACACAUGAUAAAUGGCGAAGUAGAUCUAUUUCAGCAUAUGUUAAAGUGUACUUUGGACAGCAUUUCCGGCACUUCAUUGGAUACCGAUUUGCAAUUAAAAAAAAAUGAGCAGUAUCUUAAUGCAAUAGUAAGAGUGAAACAAAUAAUAACACGCAGACUACAAAAUAUGUUUUUACUUCCCGAUUUUAUAUUUAACCUUACAUACCUCAGUCGCGAACAACAGAAGAAUUUAAAUUUUAUAUAUUCAGUUGCGGAUGAGGUAAUACAACAAAACGCGAUGGAUAAUUUAGUUGAGAAUAAAAUCCAAUCCGCUAAGCCUUAUAAGUCGUCAACAUCCCUUUUAGAUGCUUUUACAUGAUAUUCAUGCAGUUCGUGUUAUAAUAUGUGAAAAAGGUGUGUGAAAAUUGCCCGAAAAAAUAAUAUAUAUUAUAUUUUAAAAUAUAUAGACAUACAAAGGAAUAUAUUUAAUUCAAUUAUCUUGAAGUUAGCCAUACUAUAAAGGUGUCGCAAAAUAUCGAAAGACUGUUCAAUGCAGAAGAGCUUAUUUUCGACAAUCUUCGAGGAAAAAUGUCGAAAAAAAAUUUCGAAUAAACUUUCCCGGUAAGCAAAAAAUUAUUAAUACAACGUUACUACAAUGAUAUUCAAGAAUUUAUAAUAUUAUCAAAUAUGUAGAGUUUAAUAUUGUAUCUAACAUCAUUAUAAACAUACUUUGACCGCAAUUUGGAAGUUUCAAUAAUAUGUUGAAAUAGGGUUGCCAUAAUGUUUUAAUCGUCAGAAUUACUUUUAAGAUGUUGCAUUGAUCUCAAAUAAAGGUUAAAAUAACAUUUAAAAAAUAUAUUUUUUGUAAUGCUUUUGAAACGUUUAAAUAAUAUUCAGGAAAAUUAUAUCAUAAAAUAACAUGCGAAAAAUAUAAAUG